This is a messenger RNA of Lagopus muta (rock ptarmigan), 968 nucleotides long. RefSeq names its product family with sequence similarity 228 member B (gene FAM228B). The transcript has 9 exons. Bases 106 to 924 code for a protein of 272 amino acids. The record is from RefSeq and is a predicted model, not a curated record. NCBI's taxonomy places the organism in Eukaryota, Metazoa, Chordata, Aves, Galliformes, Phasianidae.
UCCUAGCCCUAUUUAAGAGCUGGCAGCCAAUGGGGAAGGAUCUGUUCUGGAGAUUAGCUCUGUUGGAGUUUUGUAAGUGAGCCCAGGAUAGGGCCUCCCCCUGCAAUGCAUACUGUGCGUAGCUCAGAGACUGCUCCCCAGGCUACAGGUCCACCACCUGCAGCAGAACUCUGUCAGCACAAGCUGUACCAGAGGUGCUCCACAGCACCAGCAAGGAGCAACGCAGCAAAUACAUUUGAUUGCAGUAGAUUCUCUGGGAAGACAAAUACUAGCAGAUACUGGCUGAUACAGAAGGACUUCUAUCGUGCGAAGGUGGCUCCUGAUGAAAGCAGAGACAUCAUCGCUUCUGCUCAGUCCAUCUUAGACAGAGAAAAUUACUUUGUGAGAGAGGUGGACAGGUAUUUGAGGCACCACGAUUUCUUAAAUCUGAGAAAGAAGGAGAUCCUAUACAAGAAAUGGCUUGAGGAUGUUUCAGAGCCACUGCUGUGGAAAAUUGAGGACAAAAUGGACAGCCAGUCGAGGGAAGAAAUACAGAAGAGGAGGGAAGAACAACUGUCUCUCUAUUUAAACUACUGUAAAAAGAAGGGCUAUGUGGCUUUGGAAACUUAUGACCCAUCAGAAUAUGACCCACUGUUCCUGAAGACGUGCACAGACUGCUGGAAGGUUUCAAUACCAGCUUUACAGGAUCCUCUGUUAAAAGCUGUUCAGAAAAAGUUUAUUGAGACAGGCAUUGUCAAGCGGUGUGAGACAGGAAGACCGUGCUCCAGCAGAGAGCUGCAGGAACUGCCCCUGCUUCCCCUGGGCCGGCAGCGCAUGGAUGCGAUCGAGUGGCUGAAGGUUCCACACACCUACAUUGCUAGUGAGCUCCACAGAACAAGGAGGCUGAGAGUCGUGGACCACCACAAAGACAGUGAGAGCAGAUGAUGUCACCUCCAGCUCACUGCAGUGGCAAGCACAGCCAUCAGAAG